Molecule: messenger RNA, 1620 nt
Organism: Diospyros lotus (date-plum)
Lineage: Eukaryota; Viridiplantae; Streptophyta; Magnoliopsida; Ericales; Ebenaceae
Product: crocetin glucosyltransferase, chloroplastic-like
Exons: 1
Coding region: 112-1506 (464 amino acids)
Molecular function (GO): UDP-glycosyltransferase activity
Source: RefSeq, a predicted model, not a curated record
GUCAGUCUCUGUAAUUGUCUUCUUCUUCUUCAAUAGUCAAUAAUCUUCCUCAACAGAGCAACAGAAAGUAGAAUUAUAUUUAAUUAUUACUAAAAAGCUGCAGCUGCUGCCAUGGACGAACUUCGAGUCUUGCUGGUGACCUUCCCGGGCCAAGGCCACAUCAACCCGUCUCUCCAGUUCGCCAAGCUCCUCGCCGGCAUGGGCCUCAAGGUGACCUUCGUCACCGCCUCCUCCGCCAUCAGCCGCAUGGCCAGGGCCGCCACUUCUCCCCCGCCGAGCUUGACCUUCGCCGGCUUCUCUGUCGAGGGGUUUAAUACCGGCGUCGACAUCGACGACUACAUGGUUGAGCUGCGGCGGAGGGCCUCCGACGCGGUGGAGGAGAUGAUCACCUCCGCCGCGGCAAAAGGCCAGCCUUUCGUCCAUGUGGUCUACACCAUUCUUCUUCCAUCGGUCGGCAAGAUCGCUCGUAAUCAUAACAUUUCGUCCACAUUUCUCUGGGUUCAGCCCGCCAGCCUUUUCGGGUUUUACUACCACUACUUGAACGGCUAUGGCGACGCCAUUCGAGAGAAUGGCAACGACCCGUCGUGGUUCAUCGACUUGCCACGACUGCCUCGCCUCCAUAGCCGCGAUCUUCCCUCUUUUGUUCAAGCUUCAAACACGUAUAGCUUCGCAAUUCCAUCGGUUCAGAAGCAUCUGGAGGUACUUGCUGAGGAGAAAAACCCAAGAAUUCUCUUCAACACAUUCGACGCAUUGGAAACCGAGGCACUGCGAAUUACCAAGAGCAUCAACCUGGUCGCCGUUGGGCCAUUGAUCCCUUCGGCCUUCUUGGACGGCAAGGAUCCAUCCGACACUUCUUUCGGAGGAGACCUGUUCCAGGAAUCAGAGGAUCACUACAUCGAAUGGCUGAAUUCGAAGCCGAACGAAUCCGUUGUUUAUGUGUCCUUCGGGAGCCUUUCGGUCCUAUCGGAUCAGCAAACGGAGGAAAUUGCUCGAGGGCUGCUGGAGAGCCGCCGGCCGUUCUUGUGGGUGUUGAGAAGAUCGGAAAACGGCGAGAAGCAAGAAGACAAGCUGACCAGGAAGAAGGAACUAGAAGAGCUUGGGAUGAUCGUUCCAUGGUGUUCCCAACUGAAGGUUCUGCAACACCCAUCGGUGGGAUGCUUUGUGAGCCAUUGCGGCUGGAAUUCAACUUUCGAGAGCUUGGUUUCCGGUGUUCCGGUGGUGGGUUUCCCGCAAUGGUCGGACCAGACGAUGAACGCUAAGCUCGUUGAAGAUGCAUGGAAGACGGGGAUCAGAUUGACAGAAAACGAGGAUGGAAUAGUUGAUGGGGAUGAGAUCAAGAGGUGCGUAGAACUGGUGAUGGGCAAAGGAGGGAAGGGAGAAGAGUUGAGAAGGAAUGCGAAGAAGUGGAAGGAUUUGGCUAUUGAAGCCGCCGGCGACCAUGGAUCGUCGACGGCAAAUCUCAAGGCUUUCAUCGACGAAAUCAAAUUUGGGGCGGUCCCCUCAUAGGACAACAAGACGCAGCAUUGCCUUCUUGGUUCUGUGAUUAGAAAUGAUCCACUGUGUCUAGUACUAAUCCAAAAUAAGGGUUAUUAAUAAUAAAAUAUUUAUAAUUAUAAUUUA